AUGUGGUCCGUCUUCAGCUAUCUCUUCCCGGCCCGCGAGCAGCCGCAACGGCGCACCUACGCCACCAACAACCCCCCCUUGCUCCCCACCAUCGACCAACAGUUCCACCCCAAGCUCCGGGUGGUGAUGAAACAGCUCGACUCCAUCGCCCCCAGAUUUCCCAUGAAGCGAGGCGACAUCGAGAUCCUCAACCGUCCCGACCAGUUCUACUCCACCCUCAAGGCCAAAAUCGCCUCUGCCAAGUCGCGGAUCUUCUUGUCGUCGUUGUACGUCGGCAAGACCCAGACCGAGUUGAUCCAGUGCCUCGACGACGCCCUCGCUGCCAGUGCAGACUUGAAGGUGUACAUCCUCAUCGACGCGUUGAGAGGCACCCGUGAGGCACCCGACAACGUGUGCUCAGCGUCGCUUUUGACGCCUUUGGUGGCCAAGUUCGGAAAGCAUCGUGUGGACGUCCGCAUGUACCACACCCCCAACUUGGCGGGAAUGUCCAAGGCAAUCACGCCAAAACGGUUCAACGAGACCUACGGUUUGCAGCACAUGAAGCUCUACGGGUUCGACAACGAAAUCAUGCUCAGUGGAGCCAAUCUUUCCCACGACUACUUCACCGACAGACAAGACCGCUACUACGUUUUCAGAAGUUCACGGUUGACUGACUACUACUACAAGAUCCAGGAGGCCAUCUCGUCCAUCUCGUACCAGGUCUUACCCUCGCAGAAGCUCAAGCAGGGCUUUAGAUUGACCUGGCCCACCUCCAACGCCUCGUGCGAACCUCACAUGAACAUUGGCCGCUUCAUCAGCGACACCUCCUACAUGUUGGACCCUCUCUUGAAGCAGCAGCAGUUGUCUUCGUUUGACGAGUUCGACGACACCGACGACUACGACACCUUGGUGUACCCCGUGUCGCAGUUCACACCGUUGUUCCCCAAGAUGAUCGACAACUCCACGGAAAAACCGGCAGUGUUGAGACUUCUCUCGUACCUUGACACCUCGUCCAUCAAAUGGUGGUUCACUGCUGGCUACUUCAACAUGCUCCCGGAAAUCCAGGACAGACUCAUCAACGGAAAGUCCGCAGGUUCCGUCAUCACCGCCUCUCCCAAGGCCAAUUCGUUCUACAAGUCUUCUGGGGUUUCCUACUAUGUUCCCGAAGCUUACCUUUUAUUCGCAAAGAAAUUUCUUGAGGAAGUGGCCAGAAUCGGCAAGUCGUCCAUGAUCACGGUGUUCGAAUGGCAACGAGGGGUGGUCAACACCCUUGGAGGAUGGUCAUACCACGCAAAGGGAAUGUGGUUGACCGCUCCAGACGAAGAAGUGCCCAGUAUUACUGUGGUGGGGUCUUCAAACUAUACCAAAAGAGCAUACUCCUUGGACUUGGAAAGCAACGCUAUCAUCAUUACCAAAGACGAAGUGUUGAAGCAACAAAUGAAGGAUGAAAUCACCAAUCUCAUGACAUACGCCAAAAAGUUGGAAUUGACCGAUUUCCAACCGAAACCCAAGCAGAAGAAGCAGGAGCUGGAGUCUUCCACCCCAGACACCAAGACCAAUCCCCACGUUGACGUGUCCGAGAACGCCAUCCAAGCCAUUGACACUGUUGCCACUAUGGAUGAUGACUCCGUGCACCUGGUCAACAAGGACGAUGACGUUGUGUACGAGGUUGAUGAGGACAGGAAAAUCAGCUAUGGUGUGCAAUUGGCAUUGAAAUUGCUUGGGGGACGGUUUUAG
Suhomyces tanzawaensis NRRL Y-17324 is the source of this 1716-nucleotide messenger RNA. RefSeq names its product CDP-diacylglycerol--glycerol-3-phosphate 3-phosphatidyltransferase (gene PEL1). Gene Ontology annotation, molecular function: CDP-diacylglycerol-glycerol-3-phosphate 3-phosphatidyltransferase activity. Gene Ontology annotation, biological process: cardiolipin biosynthetic process. NCBI's taxonomy places the organism in Eukaryota, Fungi, Ascomycota, Pichiomycetes, Serinales, Debaryomycetaceae. Gene Ontology annotation, cellular component: mitochondrion. The coding region runs from base 1 to 1716 and encodes 571 amino acids. The record is from RefSeq and is a predicted model, not a curated record. The transcript has a single exon.